AUGAGUGAGCCUCAGCUGGCCGAGGCUAUCAACAACCUUGCGGACUCCUUGUCCCAGCUCUCCCUUGCCAUCCGGCCCUCUACCUCUAGCCCUAGGGGUUCUAGUGAUAGUUGGUUGGUUGUAGGCCCCGACUCUCCCGUCGAGCCUGGUUCCCGUGUGGCUCCGGGCCCUGGCCCUUUGCAUCAUUCCUCCCUCAGUGCCUCGGACCUCUCCGCCAGGUACAACGAGUUGCAGGGCAGCUUUCCUCCUGUGCCUGCCCAUUGUGUUAGGGCUUGCCGUGCCCUUACUGGCUCAGGCUCUUCUCCUGAGGCCCGAGCCUCCCGUGCUUGGAUUGCUGGACUUUGGGCUCGUCACUGUCUCGACGACUUGGUGCCGACUCCGCGCCCCUCUGCCAAGCUGCCUUCUUCGCUUCGACCCAGGCUUUACGUUGUGCUGCGCUGUGACGGGCUGUCUUGCCCCACCCGUCGCCUUCCCACCGGAGCAAUGACCGACUUGGCUUCACUGGAAGUGCUGUCGGAGGGUGCCCUGAAGUUUUUGGCACUGGCUUGGCCGGAGGGAGAACGAACUGCCCCGGUGAGCGAGGCUCUCGCGAUUCCGGUCCUCAAGAGCGGCUCGAGCGUUCUCCUUUGCAUUCCUUGCGGGUUUUUGUCUCUGUCGGCGCUGGACGCAGGACAGACUGCGGAGGACGACGCCCUUCUUGGGCCUUCCCGCCAGGUGACCCUUCCUUUUGGCAACACGGACGAGCAGGGACUGGAGGUGCCAAUCGACCUCGAGCAGCCGGUGCUGCUUGUCGACUUUUCUUCGGCAGUGCUGGAGUUUCUCCGGGAUUUGGGGGAAGAUCUGGUUGCCGAAGGGGUGUUCCCUUAUAUUCUUCACCAGCCGGACGCCACGCCUUUGGGAGACGAGCUUCUGACUGCAGCCCGCUCUUGGGUGAGGGAAUCCCCUGCGGAGAGGAUCGCCUUCUACUCGGCCCUCGAGGAUGCCGAGCCAAUGCCUGCCGAGCCUCCCGGCCCGAAGGCCCCAAAGGGGAAGAAGGCCACCGCUGCCAAAAAGAGGGUCACGACGGCCGACCUGGCCCAGCAGAUGACCCAACUUGUCUCCAUGCUUCCUUCCCUUACCGAGCAGAUCACUGCAAUGAAGGAGCGACAGGAGACUUUGGAGAAACAGGUUGCCGCGGGUCCUGCCCAGCCGACCCUUCCACUUCAACCGAAGCCCGCUCAUCAGCAGCCCUUCCUUCCGAGCAGGGGCCCAGGAUUACCUCUGGCCAAGCAGGCUUCGUUGGUGGGCCCGCCGCCCAGGACGCGACCUCCCGCUGGGGAGGCGGCGCCGGCCCCUCUGGAUGCUGCCGGGGCCCUCGAUGGAGACACAACUCUCGACCCUGCCCGGGAGCCUCUGCAAGCGGCCCUUCUUCAGCAGAGUCAGGCUCUGACCAGCCUUGUGAACCACCUUGUUUCUCAGCAGGACGGCGGCCUGAGCGAUCUGGCUUCCUCGAGUUCGGCAGGUUAUGUGGGUUCCAAGGGCGCAGCCCGCCGGGAGAAGCUUCAAGGACUCCUGGCCAACCGGUCGGGCGACUUCUUCCUCUCUGUGGUGCAAGCUGCCUCCAAAAGGCUUCAUCCUUCACAGCCAUCCCCGACUUCCAUCGCCGAUUGCUCGGGUCAGGUGUCGAUGUGCCAAUACCUCGAGAGGUUCGGUGGCUACGCAGGUCACCGGGAGACUGGCUACAUCAUGUGGUGCCUGGCUCACGUGAUGGACUGUUUGAUCCAACAGGACGUCACUGGGGCUCAGGAGUUCCUAGCCCUGACUUUUGUGGCGCUGGACCAGUCUUCGCUGGACGGGGGCCGCUGGGACUUUGCUUGGCUGCUGACGCUUCUGGAGGAGCCACCUGCUCAGCUCUUUCAUGGGCGUGGUGUGAGCGCGAACCCGCGCACCCGUGCGUUUUCUCCGCUCUCACCUGUGGGCUGGACAACCUGUGCCCUCCAGUACCUGAAGGAGGUCGACCUCAUAGUCACGCGGCGGCUCGAGACCAUAGGCUCUGGGACCCCAAAGCCGCCUCAGCCCAGCACGGCCGCAACGCCUCAGGCCGAGGAGACUCCCAAGCCAAAGGGGCCACGGCGUUACCCCAGGAAGGCAAAACCCGACGGGGCAAAGCUUGAUCGGCCUGCACCGCCUUCUGGGGCAUUGUUCCCGUUGCCUCUUCCUUGUGAUGGGGCUUUUGCCCGCUUCCCUUUGGAGUGCAGCUCUCGCUUUAGGCGGCGCGUCAUGCACAGGCGCCUCCUGCACAUCGUUUGCAUGGCUUUGAAUUUCUUGCAUUCGAACUUUGUGCCAAUCCCCCUUUCUGCGCUCCAGCGGCCACACAAUGCUGCACAGCGAAGCCUCGUUGCGCAUGUUGGUCGCCAUUUGAAGGCGUUCGGUGCCUCGGUCGGGGAGUUUAGCCUCUCUGAUUCUGGCCGCCGCAAUCCCCAAUUGAUUGCACGACUUUCUGAGCUUUUGGCUUUCUUGUCGGCCUCCUCGGCCGCCACGGGGGAUGCUUAUGCUGAUCUUUCAGGCACUGCCGUCCCUAUGCACAACGAACUGCGUCCCGGGCUUGAUCCUUUCAAGUCUCUUGAUGUUUCGAGGCUGCGCCUCUCGGGCCGUGGCGCCUGGGAUCCGCUUCCGCAUCUUCCUGAUGAGCUCUAUAUGGCUUAUGCGGAGCCUCGCUCGCUGCAUCACGGCGCGCCGCCUGGUGAUGAAUUCCUUCCUGUGUGGACCCGCGAGAGCCCUGCCCAAACCGCCUCUCUUGCUUCGCUUUGGGACGAGCUUGGGCUCCUUCGUCUCGUUCCUGCCUCCAUCUCCUGUUCGGAGAGCUAUCGUCUGGCUCGAGCGUUCAACUGUUACAAGACCGUCGACAAAGACCGCAUGAUCAUUGAUCGCCGUGGGCAAAACGCCGCCGAGGCCAGGCUCCCUGGUCCGAGCCUCUUUAUCCCAGUGGGGCCGAUGCUUGGGAUGCUCGAGGCCAAUCCUGGCAAGCAGUCGGUCCUUUGCGCGGCCACUGACAGAAAGGAUUUUUAUCAUCAGUUGCAGGCCGGCGAGAACAAAGCGGUUUGCAAUGCGCUCGGCCCGGCCCUGCCACGGGCCCAGGUUCAGCACCUUAAGGCUUUUCGGAACCUGCUCCGGCCUCCUGCCGAGUGGUUGGGUGGAUCUUCUUUUGCACUUUCGGGUCAGAGGCCCAGCCUGCUUUUCGAUCCCUCCCAUUUUCUGAUCUGCUUCGGCGCUGUCGCUCAGGGCGACCACCUUGGAGUGGAGUUUGGGACAGCCUGUCACUCCUCUGUGCUUUCCGCCGGUGGGUUGCUUGCCGAACACCAAAGACUCUGUGCCAAUCGGCCUUUCAAGGGCCUUUCGGCCGCAGAGGGCUUGGUUAUCGAUGAUUAUUUUUCGGUGUGCGUCCACGACCUGACCUCGCGGUCGCCCCCGCUCUGUUUGAGCCACCUCUGGGCCGCCAAGAAGAUCUAUCGGGAUGAGGGCUUGCUUGGCUCUGAUGAUAAGGACAUCCUUGCCGAGCCCUUUGCCAAAAUAGCUGGGGCCCAGGUGAACUCCACGGCCUACGCUCGCAGCCUCGGCCUGAUUACUGUCUCCGCCCCUUCGGAUAAAAGGGUUGCUCUUGCCAUGGUCACACUUGAGGCAGCGAGGUUUGGGAGCAUCACUGACAGUUUGCUGCUUUCCCUUAUCGGCAGCUGGACCUCGGUCGCUUUGUUCAGAAGGCCGCUUAUGGCUGUGCUUUCUUCGGCUUACGCUGUUGCCCCCGGCGCUACCGUUAAUGCCAGCCUGCCUCGGCUUUGCCUUCUGCCCCGUGCCGCCUCUCAGGAACUCGUUCUUCUGAGCGUUUUGUCUUUGCUGGCGGCUGCUGACCUCUCUGCUCCUUUUGGUGAUUGGCUGUAUGCCACGGACGCUUCUGAGCGUAAGGGCGGUUAUGUAAAGGCCAGGGCGGAUGCUUCGCUUUUGCGCCCUCUGUGGCGCACUGCUUCAAAGAAGGGGGGUUAUAGUCGGCUCUUCUCCAAGGAGGAGGCCGUGCUUGCCAGGUUCACGGACAGGGAGCCCUAUGAUCUUCGCAUGCAGGCCGGGCCUUCUGGCGCUUCACUUUCGCGCCCCCUGGCCUACUUCUUUGACUUCCUCGAGGCCGGUGUGGGCUGUGGUCAAGUUAGUUCUGUACUGACGGGAUUGGGUCGCUCGGUCGGUCCCUACCUGGCUCCUUGCAACAGCUCUGCCUAUGAUUUGGCGAACCUGCGCACUUUCGAGUGGCUUCUUUUCUUGAUCCAGCAUAGGCGGCUGCGGUCUCUGUUGCUCCUGCCUCCGACCACCACUUUCUUGACUUCCGGCUGGCCUUCGAAGCGUUCACGUGAUUUCCCCAAGGGACGCCUACCGCCUAGCUCGCGCACCCUUCGUGCCAACCUCCUGGCUUCGCGGUUCCUUGCGGCCUUCUUCUCGGCCCUCUCGUGUGGUGUCGUCUGUGUCCUUGGACACCCUGGCAGCUCCUACCUUACCUGUUGGCCUGAGUGGCGCCGCCUUUUGUGCAUGGGGGCUACCGAGCUCUCUUUGUGCCUCGGCCCGUUUUUGGGCACAUGCUGCAAGGAUUGCAAGUUCCUUGUUUUUGGCAUUGAUCUUUCUUCUCUUCUGGUUCCUUGCCGCCUUUGCGCCUCGGCUGUAAAGACUUCGCUUCGCAGCGGCUUGGACUUUUCAUUCCCCGCUUCUUUUGCCAAAGCUUUAGCCACUGAGUUUGACCACGCCCUGCGUCGGGUGUCUCACGUCGACUCGCACCUUCGACUGUCGACCGAUGGGCUCGAGAACCCCGUCCUGAAUGACAUUGUUCUUUCAUUGUCAUGGGAGGAGGGCUCCGCUUGGACUUGGCGCUCCCCCACUCACAUCAACAUUCUGGAGACGGCCUCGAUUCUUCGACUUCUUCGUUCCCUUGCACCUGGGGGCCCUCAGCGAGUCGUUGUCCUGGUUGACUCCUCGGUUGCUUUCAACGCCUGCGCCAAGGGUCGGAGCCCAUCCUUUGGCUUGAUGCCUGUCCUCCGCAAGAUUGCUGCUGUGUGCCUUGCUUCGGGCUUGACGGUUUCCUUCCACUUUGUGCCGACUCGCCUUAACCCGGGUGAUUGCCCCACGCGCGACUUGGAUCUGCCUGCUCCCCUUGCUUCUUCCUUUUGGGGCAAGCUUUCCCAUGAUGAGCUCUACGAGGGCCUUGCUAUGCCCAAGCUUCGUCGGUGGGCCUCGAAUUGGGCCAGGCUGGUUUGCCUUACUUGUGGCUGCCCUCCUGCUUUCAGGCCUUCUUUGGGCUGGCGUGCUCUCAGAUCCUCUUCGCGCCUUUUCGACUCUUCCCUUGGCUAUCCUGGAGAGGGUCCUUCUUUCAGGGUUUUCCUUUGGGGGUUUCUGUUCUUCAGGGUUCUAGCUGUGCCGAGCCAUGUUCUUCGCCCGCGGAAUGCUGCUGACGAGAAGCGCUCUGCUGCCCGUUCUGUGGUGCUGCUUCCUGAAGGCCGCCCGGUUGAGCCGGUUACACAGAAGCGGCGCGAUAAGCUCCUCGCCGCAUUCGCCGACUGGCUUCUGGAACAAGGUUUUGAGUUACUGGACCUCUGUGACCUACAGCCGGGAAGCACAAAGCGACUCAACCAGAUGCUGGUCUGUUACGGCCGUCAGCUUUUCGAUGCUGGCUGGCCUUAUUCUCACUACUCUGAGGUUAUAAACACUGUCACCGGGAAGGAGCCCGGGCUGAGGAGGUCUUUGCAGCCUGCUUGGGACCUCGCUUUUGCAUGGCUACGGGAGGAGCCUCAUUCUCACCAUGUUGCUCUCCCCUGGCAGCUCUUGACGGCGGCCUGCUCUCUGGCUCUGUUGUGGGGAUGGCCGAGGGUUGCAGGAGUUCUGGCUCUUACCUGGGGCGCUGUUAUGCGCAUUGGUGAAGUGUUUUCUGCUCGACGACAGGACCUUCUUUUGCCGGCCGAUGUUCGAGGUACUAUUUGCUUUGGUCUGGUUUCGAUAGGCGAGCCCAAGACUCGUUUCCGUGGGGCUCGGCACCAGUCGGCUAAGAUCGAUCAACCAGACCUGCUGGCUAUUGUUACCUUGGCUUUUGGGCAUCUGGGUGCUCAUUGUAAGCUUUGGCCAUAUUCGCCGGCUACCAUGCGCAGCCGCUUUGACCAGCUGAUUGCCAAGCUCGGUGCUGACAGGUGGCGGGACCAGGGGUCUCGCAAGUUGGACCUUGGUUCACUGCGUGCAGGGGGGGCCACAUGGCUCCUUCAGACUUCGGAGGAUUCUGAGCUGGUGAGAAGACGUGGCCGUUGGUUGAACAGCAGGACAAUGGAGAUAUACAUCCAGGAAAUUUCUUCUCUGCAGUUCAUGAACCGCUUGUACCCGGUCUCGCGUUCCCGCGUCUUCUCGCUCCUGGACAGCUUUAACGAUAUCCUCCAGGCCGCCAUCAAGCUGCAAUCUUGCUCAACGCCGCCAGGGCUGUGGUAUACUCAUUUUGCCGCGGUAUAG
Symbiodinium sp. CCMP2592 is the source of this 6501-nucleotide messenger RNA. Lineage: Eukaryota; Dinophyceae; Suessiales; Symbiodiniaceae. The record is from the annotation of a GenBank genome assembly.